Messenger RNA from Brassica oleracea var. oleracea, 1107 nucleotides. Its product is annotated as dehydrin ERD10-like. NCBI's taxonomy places the organism in Eukaryota, Viridiplantae, Streptophyta, Magnoliopsida, Brassicales, Brassicaceae. The coding region runs from base 129 to 944 and encodes 271 amino acids. The transcript is spliced from 2 exons. The record is from RefSeq and is a predicted model, not a curated record. Gene Ontology annotation, biological process: response to water. Gene Ontology annotation, cellular component: membrane.
CACCUCUCAUCACAUUCACAAUACUCAUCACAGCUCUACACUAUCAUCACCUUAAAAGCAAAGCAAAGCAAAGCUCUCAUAUAUAUUUUCUGUUUAUCUUUUCUCGUUUAACUGUUCAGGCGAAAACUAUGGCUGAAGAGUACAAGAACGCUUCGGAGGAGUUCAAGAACGUCCCUGAACACGAGUCGACCCCAAAGGUUGCCACCACGGAGGAACCAUCUGCGACGACGGGAGAGGUUAAGGAUCGUGGACUGUUUGACUUCUUGGGGAAAAAAGAGGAAGUGAAACCUCAAGAGACGACGACACUUGAGUCAGAGUUUGAGCACAAGGCUCAGGUCUCGGAACCGCCGGCGUUUGUGGCGAAGCACGAAGAAGAGGAAGAGAGGGAGCAUAAGCCUACUCUCCUCGAGAAGCUUCACCAUAAGCACGAGGAAGAAGAAGAAGAGAACAAACCUAGUCUCCUCCAGAAGCUUCACCGAUCCAAUAGCUCUUCCUCUUCAAGCGAUGAAGAAGGAGAAGAUGGUGAGAAGAGGAAGAAGGAGAAGAAGAAGAUCGCUGAAGAAGAUGAGAAAACAAAGGAAGAUAGAAAAGGGGUAAUGGAGCAGAUCAGGGAGAAGUUUCCACACGGAACAAAGACAGAGGAUGACACUCCAGUCAUCGCCACCCUGCCGGUGAAGGAGGAAACGGUAGAGCAUCCGGAGGAGAAGAAAAGACUGAUGGAGAAGAUCAAGGAGAAGCUUCCAGGUCACAGCGAGAAACCAGAGGAUUCUCAAGUGGUCGACACGGCGGCUGCAGUACCAGUGACGGAGAAAACGGCGGAGCAUCCGGAAGAGAAGAAAGGACUGAUGGGGAAGAUCAAAGAGAAGCUCCCAGGUUAUCACGCCAAGAGCACUGAAGAGGAGGAGAAGAAGAAAGAAAAGGAGUCCGAUGAUUUAGAAGGAUGAAAUAAUAUAAUGGUGUGGGACAUUUGCUGUGUUUCUUUGAUGGUUUUCUCUUUAAUCUUUAUGAUGUUCUGUAAGAUUUGUGUUUUUCGUUGAUUUGCAUUUGCACCUUUAUAUUGUAAUUUCAUUAUCUCUUUUAUAAAGUUUGUAUUGUGUUUCUAAGUAA